GUUAUAUCUCUACGCCUCUCCUGGAGAAAAUUUCUUCGAAACUCCCAUCUGCAUUACUGACUUAACUUUAUUUCAGACUUAUCGAGAGUUUUAAAGUAACUUUCAAAAAAUUCGCAGCAAGAAUACUUGAAAUAUUGAAAUGUGUGGGUGUGAUUGAAGGUGUGCGGAUUAAUAUUUGUUUGACAGUAUUAGUCUUCAAACAUAGUUCCCUCCAAGACUAGAGAACAAGAGAAUCUCUCACGUAGGGAGAGUUAAGUGCAAAAAUUAGAGGAUAUUUCGAUCUGUUAACCAUGGUGAAUUCCCUAGACUUACACUAGCCCAAAUGGAUGUAUUUACUUCAUUUUGGAUCAACAAAUUUGUCUGUAUACGGACCCAAGGGCUAAUGUUUUGACAAGCACUGGCGGAAUUCGCUUUAUUAAACAAGUUAGACACCACUGUCUGUAUGCGUGAAUGGCUGUCAUACGAAAUUUUUCUUAAGUGUCUUGUCUUUCAUAUUGUCAUUAUGAGUAACCUGCCAAAACAACAUGGACCAGGGGAGGAUCAGAGCAGGCGAGGGGCCAAGUCAGGGGUUCGAAUGAGACCAUCAAGUCAAAGUAAUUCCAGUGUUUUGAUGGUAGGGCCCAACUUUAGAGUGGGCAAAAAAAUCGGAUGUGGUAACUUCGGAGAACUCCGGCUUGGUAAAAAUCUUUAUAAUAAUGAACAUGUUGCAAUUAAGCUGGAACCAAUGAAAUCCAGAGCUCCACAAUUACAUUUGGAAUAUAGGUUUUACAAACAGCUUGGUCAAGCAGAAGGCAUACCUCAAGUGUAUUAUUUUGGCCCUUGUGGAAGGUACAAUGCCCUUGUGUUGGAGUUACUCGGGCCAAGUUUAGAGGACUUAUUUGAUAUGUGUGACCGGCGAUUCACUUUAAAAACUGUCCUUAUGAUUGGUAUACAGCUCAUUAAUCGUGUAGAAUAUGUUCAUUCCAAACAUCUAAUAUACAGAGAUGUUAAGCCAGAGAAUUUUCUAAUUGGAAGACAGUCAACAAAGAAGCAAAAUAUCAUACAUAUUAUAGACUUUGGUCUAGCAAAGGAAUACGUUGAUGCUGAAACACAUAAACACAUACCCUAUCGAGACCAUAAAAGUUUAACAGGAACAGCUCGCUAUAUGAGCAUAAAUACACAUUUGGGAAAAGAACAAAGUCGGAGGGACGACUUAGAAGCAUUAGGUCAUAUGUUUAUGUACUUUUUAAGGGGCAGCCUGCCUUGGCAAGGACUUAAAGCAGAAACAUUGAAAGAACGAUACCAAAGAAUUGGAGAUACAAAGCGAGCAACGUCUAUUGAAAUUUUAUGUGAAAAUUUUCCAGAAGAGCUAGCAACAUACCUACGUUAUGUACGCCGUCUAGACUUUUUCGAAACUCCAGAUUAUGAAUACUUGCGGAAAUUGUUCACAGAUCUCAUGAACAGAAUGAACAUUAAAUGUGAUUGGGAAUUUGAUUGGACUGGCCGACAGUUGGUAAACAGAACAAACGCCCGCCAAACAGAUGUUAAGUCUACUCCAGUUGAACCAGGUCACCCACAAACUGGAGUCACAGCACAAACAAAUCGAGAUAUGGGACCGAGUCGAGACAGACAUACUUCUGCACCUAAUAAGGUGGAUGCAAAAGUUGUCAACAAAUGAAGCUCAUCACCUGUUUUUGAUUCCGGUUGGAAGUUCUUCACUUAAAUUGGUUUUCUAUAUAAAUAUGGGAAUCCAUCCCUAAACAUGAAACUUUUA
Messenger RNA from Octopus bimaculoides (California two-spot octopus), 1753 nucleotides. RefSeq names its product casein kinase I. Gene Ontology annotation, biological process: protein phosphorylation. The record is from RefSeq and is a predicted model, not a curated record. Gene Ontology annotation, molecular function: ATP binding; protein serine/threonine kinase activity. NCBI's taxonomy places the organism in Eukaryota, Metazoa, Mollusca, Cephalopoda, Octopoda, Octopodidae.